Molecule: messenger RNA, 1805 nt
Organism: Lotus japonicus
Lineage: Eukaryota; Viridiplantae; Streptophyta; Magnoliopsida; Fabales; Fabaceae
Exons: 2
Coding region: 74-1051 (325 amino acids)
Source: RefSeq, a predicted model, not a curated record
AUUAAUAGGAAUAGGAGAAUGAGAAUGAGAAUUGAGAAGGACACACACGACAGGGAUUCAUUGUGAGGUGUUCAUGAAACCAAGUGAAGGGACACAAACACAAGGUAAAGUAGUAAACAAAGAUAUGCUUCCACUAAAGCUGGUUCGUUCUCUGGUCUUAGGAGAAACCAUCAACCACAACCCUCACAUCCUAAAACAAAAACACCACCAUGCCCACAUCCAUGAUAAUGUCAUUGAUCCCAAUGAUGAUGAUGAUGAAGCCAAUGAAAACCAUGCAAAAUCCCAACCCCACAACCAUCAAACAAGAAGAACAAGAACAAGAACAAGAAGAACAACAAAAUUGAAAAAGGCAAGUCUAGUUUUCCUCCCAACAAAAGAAAUCAUUACAAACACAUAUAGACUUGCCACCAUUGCAAGGGAAUUAGGCUUGGACUUGUACCCAACGCCAUCACUUUCCCACAUCAUCUUCUCCAAUUCAUCAUCCAUACCUUCAUCAUCAACAUCCCCUUCAACUUCAACCCCAUCAACCUCCUCCGCUUCAUUCUCCUCCCUCAACGACGCCGUUCCAAUCCCAUUCCCUUCACUCUCAACAGCGCCACUGACCCACCUUCGUCUCUUUGCCAAACUCUCGCCACGCGCCUUCAAGAUCGUCCUUUUCGACUCCGACGAGCACCCUGACGCCGCCGCCGCCGCCUUCGGCGGCGGCGUGAGCAACUGGGAUUGCUGUUCCGCUUCUCUGUACUCGCGGGUCACCGGAAACCGGGUCGGCACGAUGGAGGGGUUUUGCCGGGUCCUCGCCGGCAAAGGUUGGACCUUUUUCAAGAGCAAGAAAACCCCAUCUACGGAUCAGAACGGCGGUGGUGCUGUUUACCUCUUCAGGAAGGUGGAUGUGAACCGGGUUCGUGUGGGUCGGGUCGGUGGAGUCGGGUUGCCUGAUGGGGCGUGCAGAGUGAGGGAGCUGAGAUUGCCACAUUUGGAUUUUGAGAAUGCUCCUUUGAGGAUUUUGCAGUAUAUUUUGUUGAUGACUGAUGACAUCUUCUGUCUGGAGUAAAAUUUGAUUCUUGAUGAUGUUUAACCAGAUGCUUAAGGAAGUGGAGUUGAAUGAUUUUUCAUAGAGGAGAAAAUGCUGAAACCCUUGAAAGAUGAGAGUGACACCUUUCUUUUACUCUGUGAUUCUUUCAAUUAGAAGCCAAGACCUUUGGGGAUGCCUUGUAGUUUGCCACAAUUAAAACCAUAUAAGAAUGGAAGGUUGAUGCACCAAGGGAUACACAAUACAUCGAAUACACAUGGUUUGGCUAACUACAAAGUUCAAUUCUGGAGGCUGGUGGAAGGGAAUGGACAUGAGGAAAUGAAGUAGAGUUUGUCUAUCUGAAGAGCUAUUACCCUUUGGUAUGUGAUAUUCAAAUCAAAUUUGGAGUGGCAGAGCCAUCAUUUCGCUGGUGAAUUUGAAAGAAAGGCUAUUGUCAACAAUGAGUGUAGUGUAUGUUUAGUUUAUCGUUGGUCCAAACGCAAACGAUUUCAAGGUAUCAAUGGAGAAGCUAAAUUUUGUUACUUUAAAUUUACCGUGGAUCGGAGAAGCAAGAUUUUGUCGCAUCGAGUUCAAGGUGGAUCUACAUCGAGUUCUAAACGGAAAUCUAGAGAAUGGAACUGUUCCUAUUUUUUUUUUUGUUUACUGCAAUGCACUGUAAUUACAGCCACUACACUCAGCUUAACAAUGAGUCAUGUCCAUGAAUGCUUCUGUAACCAAAAAAGAUGUUGCAUAUUUCAAUAACAGGAAUGGAGGACUAGAAAUAUAUUGAUACUCA